This is a messenger RNA of Aspergillus viridinutans, 462 nucleotides long. RefSeq lists its product as uncharacterized. Bases 1 to 462 code for a protein of 153 amino acids. Lineage: Eukaryota; Fungi; Ascomycota; Eurotiomycetes; Eurotiales; Aspergillaceae. The record is from RefSeq and is a predicted model, not a curated record. The transcript is spliced from 3 exons.
AUGACAGCACCAGACAUGAGCCUUACGUCUUAUAAAACGCUUAUGACAUCCCGCGACGAAUACACCAUGGCGACGAGAGCGCAAAGCGAGGACAAAGUACAAGGGGGCUAUGUCGAUAUUAGUAGCUACCAGUGGGUAGUUCGGCCAAAUCAACCCAGGCGUGUGAGGACGCCAUUCCUUGUGACGCAGUGCAAGCGCACUGCAAGAGAGAAUGACGAGGCCACCUGGACGGAGGGCAGGGAGCAGCUGGAACGAUACAUGCCACACAUGGUGACCCAGCACCCAUGGCGCCAUCAGCAAUACGGCAUUAUCGCCGUCGGCAGAUAUGCCGAAUUCUACAAGUGGGACGCGGCCAAAUCUGAGCCGGUGCUCUACGCCGGCAGGUUUGACAUAUUGGCCCAAUCUGCCAUCAUUCAUGAGGAAAUCAUGAAGAUCCGGGAGGAGCGCCGCGCUGGGCGGUAG